UGUUGCGUCUCGUUCGUCUCAUUUACUCCCCUCGCCUUACUUAAUUGUCCUCCAGGAGCGGGUCCAGCGGAGCUUUCCUCACCCCAUCGAUAAGUGGGCCAUCGCAGACGCUCUUGCCGCCAUUGACAAGAAGAAGAGGAAGAACCCGCUGGCUCUUCCUGUGGAUAAGAUUCACCCGCUGCUGAAGGAGGUUCUGGGCUACAAGAUCGACCAUCAGGUGUCUGUGUACAUGGUGGCAGUUCUGGAGUACAUCUCGGCAGACAUCCUCAAACUGGCGGGGAACUAUGUGAGGAACAUCCGCCACUAUGACAUCACCAAGCAGGACAUCACUGUGGCUAUGUGUGCCGAUAAGGUGUUGAUGGACAUGUUCCACCAGGAUGAGGAGGACAUCAGCCUUUUCCCGCUUUUAGACGAGGAGCCUUCAACCAAUGAGGAGCAGAGUUACUACGAUCUGGUGAGGAGCUUCAUGGCGGACAUUCGGCAGUACCUGCGGCAGCUCAACCUGCUCCUCAGGGUCUUCAGAGAGCCCUUCAUCUCCAGUCCCAUGCUCUUCUCACAACACGACGUGGACAGCAUAUUCAGCCGGAUCGUGGAUAUCCACGAGGUGACGGUGAAGCUGCUGGGUCUCCUCGAGGACACGGUGGAGAUGACGGAUGAAGGAAGCCCUCAUCCUCUGGUGGGAAGCUGUUUUGAAGACUUGGCUGAGGAGCUGGCCUUUGACCCCUAUGAGACCUACGCUCAGGACGUCCUGCAUCCGGGUUUCCAAGAACACUUCCUUAGCCAGGUGACCAAACCAGGAGCUUCCCUCCACCUGCAGUCCAUCUGUGUUGGUUUCAAAGAGGCUGUUCGCUACGUUCUGCCCAGGCUGCUGCUGACGCCCGUCUACCACUGUCUGCACCUAUUUGAGACGCUCAAGCAACUGGAGGAGAAGAGUGAGGAGGAGGAGGAUAAGGAGUGUCUGAGGCAGGCUAUCACAGCUCUGCUUAACCUGCAGUCCAGCAUGGAGAGGAUCUGCUCCAGGAACCUGGCAAAGAGGAGGCUUAG
Messenger RNA from Cyprinodon variegatus (sheepshead minnow), 1044 nucleotides. Its product is annotated as son of sevenless homolog 1-like. The annotation marks the transcript as partial. The record is from RefSeq and is a predicted model, not a curated record. The transcript has 7 exons. Gene Ontology annotation, molecular function: guanyl-nucleotide exchange factor activity; protein heterodimerization activity. Lineage: Eukaryota; Metazoa; Chordata; Actinopteri; Cyprinodontiformes; Cyprinodontidae.